GAAAAGUGGAAAACUGUUGCUCCUACUAAUCCCCAGGAGGAAGCCGUGGAUCUGAACUUCUGAUCUUCGCCUUCUCAGCCUUUCUUCCAACUAGCCUGGUUGAUUUCCACUGUUCUAUGUUUCGGACGGUAAAUGAGUAGUUUGCACAAGUUCAGAGAGCCGGGAAAUCAGUGAAAUUUAUUGGCUCAUGGCGUCGCUUGGUGUCGUGCCAACGUCAGGGGUAAGAGAAUCCGCUGGUCAUACCGCAGGUGUUGACAGACUGCCUGAGGAGAUGAACGAUAUGAAAAUUAGGGAUGAUAAAGAAAUGGAAGCCGCUGUUGUUGAUGGUAAUGGAACGGAGGCCGGUCACAUUAUUGUCACAACCAUCGGGGGUAGAAAUGGUCAGCCAAAGCAGACGAUAAGCUAUAUGGCGGAGCGUGUUGUUGGGCAUGGGUCAUUUGGAGUUGUCUUUCAGGCAAAGUGCUUGGAGACUGGCGAAACUGUAGCGAUAAAAAAGGUUCUCCAAGACAAAAGGUACAAGAACAGGGAGCUGCAAACAAUGCGUCUCCUUGACCACCCGAAUGUUGUCUCUUUGAAGCAUUGUUUCUUUUCAACAACUGAAAAGGAUGAAUUAUACCUUAAUUUGGUACUUGAGUAUGUUCCUGAAACUGUUCAUCGUGUGAUCAAACAUUACAACAAGUUGAAUCAGAGGAUGCCGUUGAUAUAUGUUAAGCUCUACACGUACCAGAUCUUUAGGGCAUUAUCUUACAUUCAUCGCUGUAUUGGAGUCUGUCAUCGGGACAUCAAACCCCAAAAUCUGUUGGUCAAUCCUCACACCCACCAGGUUAAAUUAUGUGACUUUGGGAGUGCAAAAGUGUUGGUAAAAGGGGAACCAAAUAUUUCAUACAUAUGUUCUAGAUAUUAUAGAGCUCCUGAGCUUAUAUUUGGAGCAACCGAGUAUACUUCGGCUAUUGACAUCUGGUCUGCUGGUUGUGUUUUGGCUGAGUUGCUUCUUGGACAGCCUUUAUUUCCUGGUGAGAGCGGCGUCGAUCAGCUUGUUGAGAUCAUCAAGGUUUUGGGCACUCCAACAAGGGAAGAGAUUAAAUGCAUGAAUCCUAACUAUACAGAAUUUAAAUUCCCUCAGAUAAAAGCUCAUCCAUGGCACAAGAUUUUCCAUAAGCGUAUGCCUCCAGAAGCUGUUGAUUUGGUUUCUAGACUACUACAAUACUCCCCUAAUCUACGGUGCACAGCUUUAGAUGCCUUGACCCAUCCUUUCUUUGAUGAACUUCGUGAUCCAAACACUCGGUUGCCAAAUGGUCGUUUCCUUCCGCCGCUAUUCAACUUCAAAUCUCAUGAACUGAAGGGAGUUCCAACAGAGAUACUCGUAAAACUGAUUCCAGAGCAUGCGAGGAAGCAAUGCCCGUUUCUUGGGUUGUGAAAUGUAACAAACCUGCAAGAUAUUUCCAUAUGAAAUCUACGUGUUUCCGUUACUGGUGAUUGUCGUUCCACUUGUGUACUUUCUUGUACAACCUUGCCCUGUAAAAGCCUGAUUUAGAGAUAUAUGGUAAUCUUACCCAACCCUCGAUGGGUAUUGCGAACACACUCCUGUAUCACCAACACAUUGUAACAUCCGAUAGAAGACAAUAUCCGCAGUUGUCAAAAUGCUAUGUGCGAUACUUGUAUUACUGGCGACAAUGAUGGAUAGAUGGCUAAUUUAGCAAUGCUCCGUAUGGUGGUUAGCCGCUGUCGUCUAGUGUUUUAUCUGGAA
Messenger RNA from Neltuma alba, 1747 nucleotides. Its product is annotated as shaggy-related protein kinase alpha. The transcript is spliced from 13 exons. Bases 188 to 1417 code for a protein of 409 amino acids. The record is from RefSeq and is a predicted model, not a curated record. Gene Ontology annotation, molecular function: protein serine/threonine kinase activity; ATP binding. NCBI's taxonomy places the organism in Eukaryota, Viridiplantae, Streptophyta, Magnoliopsida, Fabales, Fabaceae. Gene Ontology annotation, cellular component: nucleus; cytoplasm. Gene Ontology annotation, biological process: peptidyl-threonine phosphorylation; signal transduction; cell differentiation.